AUGUUGUUCUUAGUAAUAUAUGCUAUUGCUGCCGUCGGUGAAUGCAUAAUGGUUGGAAAAAUCUAUAAUAGUAGUCUUACACAAUUGAAUGCAGAAGAAGCUGACGAAGUUUUUAUAGACGGUAUAUGUGCAGCGUGCGUUUGUCAUUUAAUAUUAAAUUCGGCUGAAUACGUUGCAUUCAAUUGUUAUUCAAACAACAAUACAUGUUUAAUGUUCAAAAAUUAUUCGUCAUCUUAUACGAUGGAAUCAAAUACAAAUACAACGUUUAUAUUUUUGUCGUUGCCACCACCACCAGAAACUCUUACAAUUUUGACGACAACUGUCGAUACUGAAGCAAGUGAAAUAAUAAGCGAAUCGUUAACGAUAACACCAACAACUACUCCUACAACGACACCAUCGGCAGCAUCUCAGUGUCAAUUAUCAUCAUUACCGUCUAUACCUGUGAAUAUUACAUAUGAUCAACUAUUACUUUUACAAAAUAUGUCGACUGAAUUCAACGUCUACGAGUGUUAUGCUUAUGGCUUUUAUGCGACAUCCCAAACUCAUACAGUGUCAUUCGGUUUUCGACAAGAUCCAUUAGCGUGGUGCUUGGAUGAUGUUUCUGUUGUAAAUAACGAUACGAACCAACAAUUACUUAAUAAUUCCGGUUUCGAAACGGGCAAUUUAACAGGAUGGAUCUACUCCGAUAUGAAUAGUUGCGGUUUAGGAUAUUCAAAAGUCGAUAAUAAUGUUACGAACGCUCAUUCGGGAAUAUAUUAUUAUUUGUCCGGCUGUAAUGGAGAAACUGAUUAUUUAGCUCAAACAUUUGAGACAACACCGGGACAAUUGUAUGUAAUUAGUUUUUGGUUAGAAAAUCUCGGUGGUGUUCCUAGCUUGGCUAAUAUAACAAUCAGUUAA
Messenger RNA from Didymodactylos carnosus, 897 nucleotides. Lineage: Eukaryota; Metazoa; Rotifera; Eurotatoria; Philodinida; Philodinidae. The record is from the annotation of a GenBank genome assembly.